Messenger RNA from Truncatella angustata, 900 nucleotides. RefSeq names its product regulator of Vps4 activity in the MVB pathway-domain-containing protein. The transcript is spliced from 2 exons. NCBI's taxonomy places the organism in Eukaryota, Fungi, Ascomycota, Sordariomycetes, Amphisphaeriales, Sporocadaceae. The coding region runs from base 1 to 900 and encodes 299 amino acids. Gene Ontology annotation, biological process: protein transport. The record is from RefSeq and is a predicted model, not a curated record.
AUGCCUCCUCAAGCGACCCUCUCGACCAAGAUCAAGGUCCAGUUGAAGCUCUCCAUCGCACGAUUGCGCAUGGUCCAGCAGCGCGAUGAGGCUUUGUCUAAAACGCAUAGAAGGGCCAUGGCCCAGCUGUUAGAAGUAGGGAAGAUCGAUUCGGCCAAAAUACGCGUUGAGAACAUCAUCCGAUCCGACAUUACCAUCGAGCUAUACGAGAUUCUCGAACUAUACUGCGAGUUGUUACUGGCCCGCGCCGGACUGUUGGAUGCCUCGACGUGUGACCCGGGUCUAGAAGAAGCUGUCAAGAGCAUUAUAUACGCUGCCCCCAAGACCGAAAUCAAGGAGCUACAGCAAGUUCGUGCACUUCUGGCGGAGAAGUUCGGCAAGGAGUUUGCUCUAGCUGCCAUCGAGAACUCGGAUGGCAGAGUGUCUGAAAAGGUGGUCAAGAAAUUGAGUGUCACACCACCGAAGGACGAGCUCGUACAGGGAUACUUAGAAGAGAUCGCCAGGGCAUACGGGGUGGACUGGCCCAAGCGCUCCAAAGAUUUGGGAGACCCUCCUGGAUUCGUAGACGACGAUGCCGACCACCCAAGUGGAGGACAAGCCCAGAAAAUACUAGAGCCAGAACUUCCAGCAGACAGCAAGGCCGCUCAAGAAAGAGAAGACCUCAGCAGAGCGACGCCGCCACGAGAUUUUGACAACACUUUGCAUAUUACACCGUCAAGCCCGUCGUCUGAGAAUCCCAGACCAAAGGUAACACUCAAUCAUAUGGAUCUGAAACCCAAUAAGAAAAUGCAAGACGCUGGUAUUGCAAGGAAGAGGGAAGAUAAGAAUGAUGGGCCUGGGGGCAGUGUGCCGGAUGUCAAUGAGCUAGCAGCAAGAUUCGCUGCUCUCAAACGCUUUUGA